AUGACUCGGACCUUAAAUCAACUUGAUAAACUUAUUGCAUCUCCAAUAAGAAAUAAGGAAGGCAAAGAAGAAUCAGUUAUGGCGGAAGCGUUGAUGAAUGUUAGUUCCACUAAGGAGGGAGGUUCGGUUACCUUCCCGCAUGAAAGGAAACAAGCUGUGCAAAGGAUUCCUGGAACUUCGACAUUACCUUAUCCUGGUUCGCCUAAUAAAACUCGCCAUAGUGUUUUCUCUAUUAAAACGAUAUGGCCAUCUGAUAUUGAACGAAGAAUGGAAACUAGCAAAUUGUAUAAUUUUAAGAAUCGGCAAGGACGGAAGUUACUUGAAAAAACAUUACUUACUGAAUCAGAUUCGGAAUCGGGUGGUGAAACAACGUUUGGUAUGCACGAAAUACGAAUAUUGAUGAAGAUGCAUCGUCGUCGACGAAAAAUUCAAAAAUGCUAUCCAACUGAUUAUACGAAUUCUCAAUAUGCAUACAUUGGAACAGGUGUUUUUAGCGUUUACGAUCGGUUUCCUGAACAUCAAGCAUCUAUUUUGAAGCAGAAGCGAUUUCCUAAUACUGCUAAUGUAUCAAAUGUUGUUCGUCUAAUACAUGAAAAUGUAAAAAAUCAAUCAAAUAAAAUGGAUUUUUUUCCAGUUUUUUCCAGUAUGGAGGAUGGUGUUGAGCUUUCAGAUCAUUUGCUCAAUCCCCGUUCUUUGCUUAACGUGGAUGGUUUACUUGAUGCGUUGAUAGCAGUCGUUGAAGAUUGUAGCUAUCCUUUGCUUAGAAAAACAACAAAAAAUAUCGAGAACUUCGUUUCUCGUUAUCAAGAAGCAGUUAAACAAGUAUGUCAUCUUCGUCUGAAAGGUUCCGAUUUUCAUUUGAUCAAAGUAAUUGGUCGUGGUGCAUAUGGUGAAGUACAGUUGGUGCGUCACAAUAUUUCACAAAAAGUUUACGCAAUGAAACUUCUUAAUAAAAGUGAAAUGAUCAGACGUGCAGAUUCUGCUUUCUUCUGGGAAGAACGCGAUAUCAUGGCUCAUUCAAAUUCAGAAUGGAUUGUUCGCUUGCACUAUGCUUUUCAAGAUUCUCGAUUUCUAUAUAUGGUGAUGGAGUAUAUGCCUGGAGGUGAUUUGGUAAAUUUGAUGACUUCUUAUGAUGUUUCCGAAAAAUGGGCUCGUUUUUAUACAGCUGAGUUGGUUUUGGCUUUAGAUGCAUUGCAUUGUAUGGGUUUCAUUCAUAGAGAUGUGAAGCCCGAUAAUAUGCUAAUUUCUCGGUCUGGUCAUAUUAAACUAGCAGAUUUUGGAACAUGUCUUCGAAUGGGUCCUGAUGGAUUAGUCAAAAGUAGUACAGCUGUGGGCACCCCUGAUUAUAUCAGUCCUGAAGUAUUGGAAUUACAAGGAACAGAAGGUGUUUAUGGUAAGGAAGUGGAUUGGUGGGCAGUUGGAAUAUUUGUUUACGAAAUGCUUGUUGGAGAAACGCCAUUUUAUGCUGAUUCAUUAAUGGGAACUUAUUCAAGGAUACGCAAUCAUGAAAAGGAGUUAAACUUUCCUGAAGAUGUAGAAAUGUCGGGUAAUGCCAAAGAUUUAAUUCGGAAAUUUUUAUCGAGUUCAAAAACACGAUUAGGAAAAAACGGUAUUAACAGUAUCAAUAAACAUCCCUUUUUUAUUAAUGACGAUUGGACUUUCGAGACAAUUUGUAAAGCUGUACCUCCAGUUGUUCCUGAAUUAAAAAGUGAUGAUGAUACAUCUCAUUUUGACGAUAUUGACAUAAAAGAACCAGAUCCUGCAGAUAAUUUUCAGAUUCCUAAGUCUUUUGCCGGAAAUCAAUUGCCUUUCGUGGGAUUUACAUAUUCAAAUGAGUUGGGGCCUAUUUCAAUGAUCUGUAAAAAGCUGACUAAUGGCUUUCAUGCUGGUGAUAGUAGUGAUAAGCUACAAAAUGCACUGGAUGAGUUAAAUCGACUGAGUUCAUUGGAUGAAAAGCUUGAGAACGAAAAGCGUCAGCUUGAGAAAGAUUUAACUUCAAGCUUGAUUGAAAUAAAAGAUUUAACAAGAAGAUUGGAUAUGGAGCGAGAAGAGAUGAAUCUGAAAGCGAAAAUGGUUUCAUCACUAGAAGAACAACUAUCAAUUAAAGGAAAAGCUGAAGAACGUGUAAAAGAUCUUGAACGGCAGAUUAUAGAAUUAACUGAAAAAUGUCGAUUUCAUGCUGAAGGAGAAGAAAAAGCUCGAAAAUUAUAUGCUGAAAUACAUACCAAAUUAAAUUCACAAUUAGAAUUGGUUCGCGAAUUGGACGAACGUUUGCGUAAAAAUAAUGAAGAAGAAAUUUCUUUUCAAGAAAAAAUUGAACAACUUUGUGCACAAAACAUGCAAGAGCGUGAAAAUUCAAGGCGUGCACAGCAAAGGCUAAACGAACAAAGCGAUAAAAUUGAAUCGAUGCGCAAUGAAAUUUCUUCUUUACGCGAACGCGAAAUGAAUUUGAAAUGUCAGUUAGGAAAUUUAAAUGAAAGUAUUGUGGCACAAAGGGAAACCCUUAAAGACGAGAAUCGCAUGGUCAACGAUGAAACCAAAAAGAAUAAUAUCCGGCUUAUUGGUGAACUUAAAUCAGCUCAUAAAAAGAUUGAACAAUUAUCAUUGGACUGGGAAGAAGAAUCACGUCGGAGAAGUUUAGCCCAAAACGAAAUACAUUUAAUAAAUGAUCAGUUAAACAACUUGCAGAGUUCAUUAGAAUACCAGGAAAAUGAACUGAGACGUACGCGAGAGGAAAAACGUAGAUUAGAAGUGCAGUUGCAAACUUUAUCAUCUUCAAAUCGUUUAUUACAGCGCCAACUGGAAGAUAUUCGUGAACAAUUUGAUACUGAAUCAUCUUUCGUUAAUAUUUAUAAAAUUGAAAUGAAUGCUAUCAAUGAAGAACUUGUGGAAAAAACAAGACGCUUAGAGCAAUUAGAGGAAUAUCAGCGACGUGAAGAAGAGCGGAUCCGUGAAAUGAUAUCGCAAUUGGAAAGUGAACGUUUGGCAAGGCGAAUAGCGGAAGAAAAUCUUUCAACCACUGAUAAAGAAAAGACUAUGCUUGAAGUUGAAGUGCGUCAGCUAGUUCAAAGGCAUGAAAAAGAACUGAGUGCAAAGGAUGCUGCUAUUCAGUUGAUUACACAAAAGGAAGAGGAAUUGCAACUUUCAUUACAAGACUCGCGACGAGAAUUGCUAGCAAUAUCGGAGCGUGAUCUUGACCUUCAGAGAACGCUUGGAUCACCAGAACAGAAAAUUAAAGAUUUGGAGGGUCAGUUAGAACGUGAGAAAAUGAUGAAAAUGACGGCUAUUAACAAAUUAGAAGAAGUUAUGGCCUACAGGCAACUGAAUGGAAAAUCGAAGAAGGAGAAAGUUAGUAAAGGUGAUGUAAAACGCAGAGAAAGAAGAAUUGCUGAUCUCGAGAAAGAUUUAAAGCUGGAGCGGCAGAAAUAUGAAGAACGCUUAAUGCAUUUUUCCAAAGAAAAUGAACAGCUAAAGAUCGCAUUGGCUGAAGAAGAAAAGUUAAAUGAAUCUUUACGUAUAGAAAUUGAAGCUUUCCAACAUUUGGAGAUGGUGAUGAAUGAACAGAAAAAGCGUGAACGAGGAACCAGUGAACUUCCAGAGCAGUUUAAUGCAACCUCGAAUAUUACACCAGUGCUAUCAGAGAAGGACAUCAAUUAUGAGGGUGCCGUCUCUAUUCGUCUUACAAUUAAAAGACGCCAUCAAUGGCAGGAAUGCUUUGCAAUUUUUAAUUUUUCCGGAUUAUUUUUUUAUUUAACUGAAAAUGAUCGCCAGCCAUUCCAGACGAUUUUAUCUGAAAAACUGUGUCACGCGCGACAUGUAAGUGCAGCUGAUGUUCGUUUCGCAGGAGAAAACCAACUUCCACGUAUUUUCCAGAUAUUUUACGGCACAGAAGAUAACACGUCAACACGUUCUUCAAUAAGCGACAUACCGAUCGGAAUUUCUGGAUCUCGUGAGGAAAAGCUUGAUAAAGCUUUAUGGAACCGUCAUGAUUUAAUUGAAUUAACGUUUCAUAUGCCUACAAAUUGUGAUCUUUGUGUCAGGCCACUUUCUAAUUUCUUAAGGCCUCCUCCAGCUUAUGAAUGCAAACGAUGUCGAAUGCGUUUUCAUCGUGAUCAUUUGGGAAAUGAAACAAUACCACAGUGUCGACAAACUGUCGAUGCUCGCGAUAUGCUUAUAAUGGCUCCAUCGUCCGAGGCUUGCGAAAUGUGGGUUCAACACCUAAAACGAUUUCUAGACUUCAAACAUGCGCAUAAAACGGUAAGGGAAAUCUUUCGUAAGUUUUCAAAGGGUUCUUCUAUUCCAAGAUCUGGUAGCUCAAUGAAAGUACCUAUGAAACCAACAAAUGUGCCUCCUCGCUCAGCCACACUUCCAAAUAAUUCACUUAAUGUACCGGUCUCUCUAUGA
Dracunculus medinensis (Guinea worm) is the source of this 4404-nucleotide messenger RNA. Lineage: Eukaryota; Metazoa; Nematoda; Chromadorea; Rhabditida; Dracunculidae. The record is from the annotation of a GenBank genome assembly.